AUGGACACAGUGGAUGAUAUAUACAAAACAGUAUGCAGUACACCUGUUCGAAAACGGAAGAAACCAACCUCAUCACAACAGCAAGAUACGACCAAUUAUGUUGCUUCUAGCAGUUCAAAGUUUGUUGAAACUGCAAAAUCAAAACCUAAGAAAGAACCUCUUAAAAAAGCAAUAUCUCCUGAGAUUAUAGAACAAGAGCAAUCCUCAUCAUCUAGAUCAGAAGAAGAUGAUGACGAUCUGGGUUUUGAUAAGGAAUUGCCAUCAGACCAAGAUGAAGAUGACGAGGAUUAUGUGCCAGCAGAUGAUGAGGAUGACUCUUCAUACGAUGAUAACAGAAAGAAAAGAAAACAAGAGACGGUAAAAAAGGAAUACUCAACCCCAAAAGGGACGAAAAGCUCCAAUCAACACUCAGAACGAAAGAAGAAGCUAUUGGAUGAUACAACGGCCGUGCAAUCGCUUAUGAUAGCAAUAGUCCAACAAAUUGAGCGCAAUGAAAGCAAGAAAGAGGGUGAAAAUAGCCAGUACAUCAUUCAGAACGAGAAGGAGAUUGAGCAAAUGAAGCUUCCUGACAACUGGAGUGGCACCAAAGAAAUUGCAGAUGACCGUAUUAAUCUCGUCAAGUACAUGAUGAAAGCUUUGGAAAUAGAGGUAUCUACAGCCACUAAAUGUGAUGCCAUUGAAGAUACUAGCUUUUUUAAUGAAUGUAAGGAGUAUCUAACCAUUCUCUCGAAGGAAAAUUUAAAUAUUCAAGAAGAAGAACAAUCGUUACUGAAAUUGGCACAACUAUUGAACGUUCCGUAUGAUAGACAUGUGUUUAAUUUUAUUUUCCAAGCAUUGAAUCCGAAAAAUUUUGCUCCAAAUUAUUACUGUGGUACUUCGAUAUCAGAGAUGGCUUUUGCCAAAACUUACUUUGACCCACUUUUUCAUUUGUGUUCUCUGUUGAAACAGAACUGUUAUAGAAAUGGAAAUGUUGAAAUUGGUGACCUUACAAAUGUGUCAAAACAUCUGGAAAGGUUAACACCUCAUGUUAAAAAACUAAGACCGGACGACAUUAUUUACCACAAACCUGGACAUGAUUAUCACAUUUCAUUAUUAAGAGAGGACAAAGUAAAAAAGUUUAGCCAUCAUUUAUUGCAUGAAGACUUCCCAAAGAUGGUGGUAAUGACAAGAAUUGCUCACUCUUGCACUCUUCGAAACUUGGUUCGAGAUGAAUUACAACCAUGGCAUAAUAACGUUACAACAUUGGGUAUCACUUGUGACCUUGAAUAUACAAAUGUGUAUGCAAUGUGUAGCAAUAUAGUUGAAGAGAAUGAAGGAUUUAAGAUACAUUACAACAUGAAAUUUAUUGGAAGCUUUAAACAUGACCAUUUGGAAGAGCGAGUUCAUUUAGUAGCACUAAUUGUGACAGCAAUGAAAAACGUCCAUCAAGAGGAAAUGCAACAAUACCUGUCAACCAAACGACCAACUUCAUUAAUAUCAUCGGCACACAGUUUUCAAAAGCAAGCACGAACGAUACAAAUUUCUGAAGUGGACUAUACUUUCACUCCCAAUCCAAACCUAAUCAAACACGGUUCAAAGAUGAUCCAAAGCGGAAAAUUGACAAACAGUACAACAACCUCCACUGACGUCUAUGUGAAAACAGGUGAAAUUUCAUUGGAGAUUGAAAAAACAAUAACAAUUUGUAAGAAAAUGAGAACUUUAUAUGUGAAAUGUGGAAUCUAUCCAUCAUGCUUGGUCAGUUUAGCUGGAUUUGACUUGGAAACUGUUUGGAAAAUGGAAAUGGAAAACAAAAUAACAAUAACCAAACACAUGAUGUUGGAUGUAUUAUGUCAACUUGCGAUUUUAGAAUCAUUGGGACGGAUUCAUAACGACGUGAAACCUCUAAACAUUAUUCGAUUUGAUCAUCAUUACUUUUUGAUCGAUUUUGAAAUUUCAGAGAUGUUUGACAGAACGCAAGAGUACUGGACAACCUAUGAAUGCAAACGCAACGGUCAAGUUGUGAAAAGCAAAUCAUACUCUCAAGGUUAUCGUGCUCCAGAAAGAAAACUUGAACACAUUGUUUCUCCCAAAAGCGACAUCUACUCUCUUGGGCUUGUUGUGUUGGAAUCUUUGAAUUUACGCGUCAAAGAUUAUGAACCAACCAAAACUACACUUUCAAAAUUAUUAUGGCAUGACAAUGAGGACAUUUCAGAGUUAGAAACAUUCCUAUCAAAGGCAUUGCAAGAAAACCCACAAGACCGACUUGCUCCACAACAAUUUCUCGCUUUAUUUAACUUGUCAGAAAGGAUCGAAUAUUUUCGAAAGGCAGAUGCAAUGACAACAAAAUACUUUCCAGAACCAAUUGUCGAUGACGCACUCUGGCAAUCCAAAAUGUUUUAG
Naegleria lovaniensis is the source of this 2379-nucleotide messenger RNA. RefSeq lists its product as uncharacterized. Bases 1 to 2379 code for a protein of 792 amino acids. Lineage: Eukaryota; Heterolobosea; Eutetramitea; Acrasida; Naegleriidae. The transcript is spliced from 3 exons. Gene Ontology annotation, biological process: protein phosphorylation. Gene Ontology annotation, molecular function: protein serine/threonine kinase activity; ATP binding. The record is from RefSeq and is a predicted model, not a curated record.